AUGACAUCAUCAUUACCUGAAAGUACCAAUCAAGUUGAAAAGAAGGAUUUGCCACAACAGCAACAACAAUCUCAAUCUGCAACUGCAAAUGCAACUGCAAAUGUUACCAAGGCUAACGCAUUGACUGAAGAAAGAGCAUCAAAUAUUGGUUGGUUCUUCAUCAAAUCCUAUUACGAUUUCUACGUCACCAAACUCGAAGAUAUCCACAGAAUCUACCACGCCAAUGCCUCAUUGAUCCACGAUGCUUUUCCAACUGACAAGUCUGUUGAAAAUAAUAAAGAAAGCAGUGGCAAAAAUGGCAACGGUAAUGAACCUACUACCAGCUUCACUGCUAAAGGAACCAACGAGAUCAAAAAAUGUUUUAGUGAGCAUUUAUCUGGAAAGGGUGACAAGAAGGACACAAAUAGGAUUGUUAUCACUAGUGCAUGUUUCCAAGUCUCACUGGAGAAAAACAUUCUUAUUGUCACCUUUGGAGAAUGGGCUAAAAACAAUUCCCCAUUUAAGCAAUUUACCCAGACUUUCCUUUUGACUCCUGGUAAAAGGGAAAGUACCUACGAUGUUGCCAACGAUAUUUUGAGAUUUAUCGAAAGCAAUGGGUACAAGGAUAACGGACACGUUGAGGAAGUCACCACUACCGAGAAUGAGAAAGAAAAGCAAAAAGAAAAGGGAACUUUAGUCAAGGAGGAGACCAAGGCAGAGACCAAGGGCAAUGGCCAACCAAUUCCACUGGCUGAGACUUCAGGCGCAGAAGCAAAUGGAAAAUUGGCCAAAUCUGAAUCUCAAUCUGAAUCUCAAUCUCAAUCUCAAUCUCAAUCUCAAUCUCAAUCUCAAUCCCAAUCUCAGUCUGGAUCUGGUUCUCGCUCCGAGGUCAAAGAGAGUUUAAAAAUACAAGAGCCAACCUUGAAUGAUACAAAAGAAAUGGCAGCAAAGUCUGAUUCAGACAAGAAGAACAGCAAUGACAAAGUAAAGGAGCAAGAAUCACAUAAAGAGGCGGAGAGACAGCCUGAGGGAAUUAAGGAGCCAAAAGAGUCAAAAGAGUCAAAGGAAUCAAAGGAACCAAAAGAGUCAAAAGAACCAAAAGAAGUAAAGGAAGCAAAACCCGCAGAGCCAGCAAAACCACUUACUUGGGCUGACUUGGCAAACCAAUCAGUACAAGCACCGCCACAAAGAACAACUAAACCAGCAUCGUCAGCAUCACCAAGCACAACUAAAUCCACAGCAUCUACACCUACGUCAGCUAAGAAAUCACCUGCUGCCGCAUCUGUCACUACAAACACAGUGGCAUCGUCAUCAUCAUCCUCAUCCUCAUCAUCUGCAACACCAGCAACUGCUACUGCCGCCUCUCGUAAAUACGAUAAAAACGAGUGGUUUUCAGUUUAUAUAAGAGGUGUGCGCGACAUUGGCGAGGGAGAAUUGAAAGACUUUAUCACUAAACGUUUUGGUGAAUUAAAGUUUUACAAAAAGAACCAGAACAUUGCAUUAUGUGACUUUGUCUUGAAAGAAGCUCAAAAGAAAGCGUUGGAUGCAAGAGAAGUUCCUUUCGGAGAUGUCAAGAUCAAGAUUGAGAAAAAGUACAAGAAAAAAAUAUAA
Messenger RNA from Lodderomyces elongisporus, 1590 nucleotides. RefSeq lists its product as uncharacterized. The coding region runs from base 1 to 1590 and encodes 529 amino acids. Gene Ontology annotation, molecular function: mRNA binding. Lineage: Eukaryota; Fungi; Ascomycota; Pichiomycetes; Serinales; Debaryomycetaceae. The record is from RefSeq and is a predicted model, not a curated record. Gene Ontology annotation, cellular component: cytosol; Ubp3-Bre5 deubiquitination complex; ribonucleoprotein complex. The transcript has a single exon. Gene Ontology annotation, biological process: protein deubiquitination; ribophagy.